This is a messenger RNA of Aaosphaeria arxii CBS 175.79, 1151 nucleotides long. RefSeq lists its product as uncharacterized. The record is from RefSeq and is a predicted model, not a curated record. Bases 66 to 1151 code for a protein of 361 amino acids. Lineage: Eukaryota; Fungi; Ascomycota; Dothideomycetes; Pleosporales. The transcript is spliced from 3 exons.
CAGUAGUGAGAGUGAACAUGAUGAUAAGAAGAUCUUGUUCACCAAAGUGUUUUCGCUGAUCCAAGAUGCACCUCAGAGUCAUGGUGAACGUGAAGAGGAACGACAACAGUGGGUUCACUAAGGGGUUCACCAAUCUAGACGCUGGACAAGUUGGCCGAUAUAAAAACCUCAACUCCUCAGUAAUGAGCAACCUGCUCAUCAAUUCUCCACUCGCAAAUCCCUCAAGCGCCUUACUAUUGCCCCUCGUGACUAGCCUCACAUCUCUCUUCGACUCAUUCUCUCUACCUGCUCCAAUGGCGAUGGUAGUACAAUCUUCUCCUCCGUUGUUGAUACGUCUGUUCAACAACGAUGAAGUCAGCGGAGUGAUUCCGGGAAGCUUGGUCCAUUCGUUUGGAGCGCUCGAAAACGUAUGCUAUUCUAUCUACGGAGUUGACCCGAACAAUCAACUGGUGCACUUUCACCUCGAAGACGGCAUCUGUCAAGGCGUACUCAUCCCACACUUGUGGAACCUUGGUCAUUACUUCGGUGUCGACUCUCUUCGUGACGGUAAGCUGCACCUUUUCGUGCAUUUUGACCAGCCUGGUGCUCCGGCGUACGAUGGCUUCGAACAUGCAGCGGCUGAGCUCAAGCAUCGAGAGACCACCCUACCUCUGUCGAAUGAACUGCAACAGUAUCCCAUGUUCGAUCCGGUCCUUCAAAUGGCCCUGUUUCCAGAUGUCGCCCAUCCAAAACCUCCCGUCGACACGAAACCGAAUGUUCAGAUUCCUCUCGGCGAUGGCAACAAGUACCCAGGCCUGCCAGCAUAUGCAACACCUGAAGCCUGGGACAAGUCCUUCAAGCUGUUCACAGCCAAAGCUCCUCCACAGGAUUCCUUCAUGCACCGCACCCGUAGAUGGACCAAGUUCACGCUUGGAGUCAGGCGCCGCGUUGCCCAUGCACGCCUCAUCGAAGGCAGCUAUGGUGUCGAAGCCCCGAACACUUGCCAAAGCUGCAAGGACCUUGGUGUCGCUUGUCGCGUGUAUCAUCCAGCUAUAUUUGGCAGCGACUUCAAGAAAUUGAAUGCCCUCAAAAAGGGUACGAAAAUGUGUUCUCGUUGUCUGAACAAGAAUGGUUCGGGUUGUGAGGCUUGGGGCUCGCCUUCGAGCUCUUAG